This is a messenger RNA of Daphnia carinata, 886 nucleotides long. RefSeq names its product pre-mRNA 3' end processing protein WDR33-like. The transcript is spliced from 3 exons. Bases 32 to 700 code for a protein of 222 amino acids. The record is from RefSeq and is a predicted model, not a curated record. NCBI's taxonomy places the organism in Eukaryota, Metazoa, Arthropoda, Branchiopoda, Diplostraca, Daphniidae.
GAAGAAAAGCAGAGAUCUACCAGCAAGCAACAUGUUCUCUUCUUUUCUUUUCUGCAGUUGUUUCAUCGCCUUCUUGUCCAUCGGCUCCAGUAGCCAGGGUCCAGUAGACUACACCCCGUAUUCCACCUUGUUGGCCCUUCUGACCGGAAAUGCCGACCCAUCAGCUGUUGAAAGCCCAUACAUGAGAAGACUUUCAUCGCCAGCACGGCUUUACCAUGCCAAACCUAUUGCUGAUUACUCCUCGUAUUACCCAGUGUAUCCGCCACAACCAUAUCCCGAAAUGUUUCGCCAACAAGUAUUCGAUCGAAGAUUCCAUCCGGAAGACUCAGACGCUCAAUUCUUCCGCUCUGAUUCUGAUUCUCGUUUCCUUGGAUUGAAAGCCAAUGCAUUAAAUGGGUUGCUUACAUCCUUGCGAGGACCACCUGGUCCCCCUGGUCCUCCAGCUCCGGCACCAAUUCCAGCAGGUCCCCCAGGUCCCCCAGGCCCCCCAGGCCCUCCUGGUCCUGAUGGCGCUCCUGGCCCUGAUGGUGCUCCUGGUCCCGAUGGUGCUACUGGCCCCGAUGGCGCUCAAGGCCCCGAUGGUAAUCCAGGUCCUGACGGUAAUCCUGGUCCUGAUGGUAAUCCCGGUCCUGACGGUAACCCCGGCCCCGAUGGUAAUCCCGGUCCUGAUGGUGCUCCCGCACCAGCAGCUAGAGGUUAAAAUGAUCCAAAAUAUUUUCAGAAACGUUGUGGUUAACUUAGACUGGUAAUAAGGCGCCAUGGUUGGGUUAUGGAAUAUCUGUUAAGAUGUUAAAAGGGAUUAAUGAACCAAUAUGAAUAAAUUUCAAUUGUGGUCAAAGAUGAAGUUGUAAUGUUUCAAUAUUUACCAAUACACGAUAUAACGCAA